UUUUAUUCUAGGGCACACCCACCAUACAUGACCAUGGACAUCUAAUCUCAAAAUUCCCAAAUCACCGAAAAAUAAAAUCUUUACAUCAUCCAUGGGUUCGCUCGACGCCCCGAUCAGUGCGGAAAACGGCACCGCUCCUCCCACCGGCGCCGGAAAAUCUCUUACAGCGGAUGUCGGCGCACGCGUCCCGUCGUCAGAGGCGGCGGUGCCGGAGUUGGACACCUCGAAACGACGAAGAUCGUCUGUGCUCCCCCUGGAGGUUGGCACGCGCGUCAUGUGCCGUUGGAGGGACUCGAAGUACCACCCUGUCAAAGUCAUCGAACGCCGAAGAGUCCCUGGCUGUGGCCCCAACGAUUACGAGUAUUACGUCCAUUAUACUGAGUUCAAUAGGAGGCUUGAUGAGUGGGUGAAGCUUGAUCAGCUUGAUCUUGAUUCCGUGGAGGCAGUUGUUGAUGAGAAAGUGGAGGAGAAGGGUGCAACAGGUUUGAAGAUGACACGCCACCAAAAGAGGAAGAUUGACGAAACACAUGUAGAGGGCCAUGAGGAGCUUGAUGCUGCUAGUUUGCGUGAACAUGAAGAAUUUACUAAAGUGAAAAAUAUAGCUACUAUUGAACUUGGAAGAUAUGAGAUUGAGACAUGGUAUUUCUCCCCAUUCCCACCAGAAUACAAUGACUGUUUGAGGCUGUACUUCUGUGAGUUUUGUCUCAAUUUCAUGAAGCGCAAAGAACAGCUUCAGAGGCAUAUGAAAAAGUGUGAUCUUAAGCAUCCCCCUGGUGAUGAGAUAUACAGAAGCGGUACACUGUCAAUGUUUGAGGUUGAUGGCAAAAAGAACAAGGUCUAUGGGCAGAAUCUUUGUUAUUUGGCCAAGUUAUUUCUUGAUCACAAGACCCUCUAUUAUGAUGUUGAUCUGUUUCUGUUCUAUGUUUUAUGUGAAUGUGACGAUCGAGGAUGCCACAUGGUUGGCUAUUUUUCCAAGGAAAAACAUUCUGAAGAGUCUUACAAUUUGGCAUGUAUUCUCACCCUUCCACCUUACCAAAGAAAAGGCUAUGGCAAAUUUCUUAUCGCUUUUUCAUAUGAACUUUCCAAGAAGGAGGGAAAAGUUGGCACACCUGAAAGACCUCUUUCAGACCUUGGACUGCUUAGCUACAGAGGAUAUUGGACCAGAGUUCUGUUAGACAUUCUGAAAAAGCACAAGGGAAACAUUUCGAUCAAAGAGCUUAGUGAUAUGACUGCCAUUAAAGCUGAAGAUAUAUUGACCACUCUUCAGAGCCUGGAAUUGAUUCAGUACAGGAAGGGACAGCAUGUUAUUUGCGCAGAUCCAAAAGUUCUGGACCGCCAUCUCAAAGCUGCUGGCAGAGGAGGUCUGGAUGUUGAUGUUAGCAAAUUGAUCUGGACUCCUUAUAAGGAACAAAGUUGAUUGCCGCACUCAUCAAAGAAAUACUGUGAUGUUCUUGUGUAUAGAGCGUAGGCUAGGUUUCUUAGUUGGUAACAUGGCCCCUUUGAUGUAUUAUGGAGAUCAGAAUAGGAUAUAACUGAUUGAUUUAUGUACUUAGCCUUUCAUUUCUAAUGAUGACUGGCAGAGGAAUUGUUUUAUUUUUUAUCUUAAUGCAUGCAUAUUCCUAGC
Messenger RNA from Lotus japonicus, 1624 nucleotides. Its product is annotated as histone acetyltransferase of the MYST family 2-like. Gene Ontology annotation, biological process: regulation of DNA-templated transcription. The transcript is spliced from 9 exons. The coding region runs from base 92 to 1417 and encodes 441 amino acids. The record is from RefSeq and is a predicted model, not a curated record. Lineage: Eukaryota; Viridiplantae; Streptophyta; Magnoliopsida; Fabales; Fabaceae. Gene Ontology annotation, molecular function: histone acetyltransferase activity.